AAUAAAAAUGUUAUAUUUCAGAAAAUCUAGAUUCAGCUGCUGCAAUGUUAGUUUACAGCAAUGAACCUGAACGUGAGGAACAACAAUACUGAUGAGUAUUCAGAUUAUAACCUAGAAGAAGAUUCUACUCCUCUUCUCAUCUCUCAAUCUCACAAGAUGUCUUCCGUCACAGAUCUAUACGAACACUGUCAUCGGACGGAGCCCGAUCGAAAAUCUCCCGCGCAGGCGCGCCGUCAGCUCACCAUAGCUUGCAUCCUAUGCUUUCUGUUCGUGGUCGGAGAACUUGUCGGAGGUUACUACUCCGGUAGUCUGGCCAUCAUGGCGGACGCAGCUCAUAUGUUCUCUGAUUUUGCCAGUUUUGGAGUUAGUCUCUUUGUAAUCUGGUUGAGUGGGAAGAAACCCAAGACCACGAUGACCUACGGGUUCUAUCGGGCUGAGGCUCUAGGUGCCCUCGCUACUGUUGCCAUCAUUUGGUAUGUGACCGGUAUACUGACCUACUUAGCUAUACAGAGGUUACAAAACGGAGAAUUUGAGAUUCAUGACAACGCUAUGCUAGGUGUAGCUAGUGCAGCAGUACUCUUCAAUAUAACACUGGGGCUCUGCCUUCACGGAAUAUGUUGCUCCUCUCUCUCGGGGCUCCACGGACACUCACAUGGGGGACAUGACAGGCUACAGGAGGAGGGAGAUGUAGAAGUGGAGCAUGCACAUUCUCACGCAGAGCAGCAUAUUAAUAUACGAGCAGCCCUGAUUCACGUUCUUGGUGAUCUACUCCAGAGUAUUGGUGUUCUCUUUUCUUCAGUUCUUAUCAAAAUAUUCGGGGAGUCUUGCAAGAUUGCUGAUCCGAUCUGUACCCUUAUAUUCGCAUGUAUUGUCCUGGUUACAACUGUGUCAGUGCUCCGGGAUACCUUGAGAAUACUAGCAGAGGGAACUCCGAGACGUAUCAAAUAUAGUUCACUUCGGGAUGAGCUUCUCCAGAUACCUAACGUGAAAAGUCUCCACGAUCUUCAUCUUUGGUCACUGACAGCUGACCUGCCUGCUGCAUCUGUUCAUCUCGGGGUCAGCGUAGGAGCUGAUAGGGAUCUUAUAUUAUCCAGUGCAAAUAAGAUUCUCCAGUCUAAAUACGGAAUCCAUAAAACCACAGUUCAGGUUGAACUGUACAAGUCACAAAUAUCCUCUGAAUGCUUAAAGUGCCAACCCUUGGAAUCCUGACCUCAAACUCCGGUCAGAGCAAGAACUCCUCCUACUCAGAUAUACAAACCCAUCAAUCAUUCAGAGUCAUUUCAAGUCAGUUCUCAAUCUUCUUGGGACCAAACUGAUUCAGACUCCAGUCAAGUUAAUAUUCUUAGCACUUAAUCGGAGUCCCUUUCAAGAGAACCCUUACAAGUCAAUUUAUGGAUCUAUUGAGGUUAUAUCGCAACCUGUAUCACAAAAGGUCGAUUUGAAACCUGGACCAUACAGAGUCUAUUUUCUUUUUUAAGAUCCAUAGUGGACAACACGAAGUCCAUUUAGGUUCCCUUGAGACGUGGACCAUAUAGUGCCCAUUUAGGUUCCUUUGGGACCUGGACUACACCGAGUUCAUUUUAGUUCCUUUGAGACCUGGACCGCACAGAGUCCAUUAAGGUUACUUUGGGACCUGGGCCACACAGAGUCCAUUUAGGUUCCUUUGAGACCUGAAACAUACCAAGUCUAAUAAGGUUCCUUUGAGACCUGAACCACACAUAGUCCAUAAAGAUUCCUUUGAGACCUGAACCACACAGAGUCUGUUAAGAUUCCUUUGAUACCUGGACUUCACAAAGGCCAUUUAGGUUACUUAAUACCUAGACCACAUAGAAUCCAUUCAAUGUGCCUCUGAAACCUAAACCAUGAAGGCACAUAAACCAUCGAAAGUUUUGAGGUCCAACCAGAGUCACAGCAAAUUUAGUCCCUUGAGAUUGGACUGCACUGUUGAUUGUACACUCGCAGUUACUAUAAAACAUACAAAUGGUACUAAUAAAUCUAAAACCUAAACCUUAAAGGGUUCCAGGUUUACCGAUGUAGUUAAUCCUUUAAGGUUUUCAUUCCAGUUUUCAUAUUAAACGUUUUUGAACCGGUUGUGAAAAAUUCAGGUUGUUGAAAUCAGGUUUACCUUUUUAUAUCCACUGUGUUAUACUCCUUUUUUUUAGGUCACAAAAUAUUUUUUUUAUUGCAUAUUAUAGUUUUACCUGCGUUCUUGAAAUGUAGUUACAUUAAGUUGAAUUUAUAACAAACAAAAAUCAAAUUUUUAUCGAAAAGUCAAUACUAUCGGAUUAAAGUUUUUAAUAUCAUUUUUUAGGUUUAUGUAUUUUUAUGGCUUUGGAAAAAUAUCUUAUUAUUUUUAGAUUCACUUUCUGAUUGUUAAAAUUAGGAAAUUAUUAUUUGUCGGAAUUAGUAAGCAUACUACUUAACGUUAAUAUAUUUAUUGUAUAAUAUAAACUGUGAUCUAUAAUGGAUAAUGUUUUUAAUGGUUUGUGUAUUAUACCCCCCCCCCCUGUCUCCCAAAA
This is a messenger RNA of Eurytemora carolleeae, 2519 nucleotides long. Its product is annotated as zinc transporter 2. The record is from RefSeq and is a predicted model, not a curated record. Gene Ontology annotation, biological process: response to zinc ion; zinc ion transmembrane transport. Gene Ontology annotation, molecular function: zinc ion transmembrane transporter activity. The coding region runs from base 61 to 1209 and encodes 382 amino acids. Gene Ontology annotation, cellular component: plasma membrane. Lineage: Eukaryota; Metazoa; Arthropoda; Copepoda; Calanoida; Temoridae. The transcript is spliced from 5 exons.